CUGAAAUUAGCUAACCCCUCUUCUAUCCGGAAAAAAAAAACCGAGGAAUUUGUUUCAAGCUACUUUCUCCGCCAUGGAUAAAACUUCUCAAGACUUGGAGGUCUACACCAUCCCCAGCUACUCCAGUUGGUUCGCAUGGAAUAACAUUCACGAAGUGGAAAGAUUUUCACUGAGAGAGUUUUUCGACGGGAGCACGGUGACCAGGUCACCCAGAAUAUACAAGGAGUACAGAGAUUUCAUCAUUUCCAAAUACAGGGAGGACCCUUCCAGAAAACUGACCUUCACCGAGGUCCGGAAGUCACUCGUGGGUGACGUCAGCAUCCUUCUUAAGGUGUUCACUUUUCUGGAGAAAUGGGGCCUCAUUAACUUCAACGCUGCUGAUAAUAACAAUGAGAAAACUGAGCGUGAUGAGGAAGAUGAGAAGUGGAAGGGUAGAGUGAAGGAGGAAGAAGGAGCCCCUCAUGGGGUGAGAGUAGUGGCGGCACCAAAUACGGUAAAACCAGUCUUGCCGCCACCUCAGCCACCGUCUGUGGCGGUGGACGGUGGUGGGUUUGUUGGGGAAUUAGGGGAAAAUGGCUUCAAAUGGCCGCCAUUGGCUUCGUAUUCCGACAUCUAUGGGGAGUUGAUUGGGCCGCAGAAGGAGGGUUUGGUGUGUGGAAGUUGCAAAGAUGACUGCGAUUCGGCACACUAUGAAUACGCAAAGGAAACAAACUAUGUUCUCUGUCAAAAGUGCUUCAAAGGGGUUAACUAUGACCAGGACAAAGUAGCGGAUGAUUUCAAGUUAAAGGAUUGUGUGAAUCAGGCUACUGUUUGGACCGAGGCAGAAACUUCACUUCUCUUAGAAUCGGUUUUGAAGCAUGGAGAUGAUUGGGAUCUUGUUGCUAAGAAUGUCCAGACAAAAACCAAACUGGAAUGUAUAUCAAAACUUAUACAGCUACCUUUUGGAGAUCUUAUGUUGGGGGCUGUACAUAGAAAGGGUAGAUAUUUGGAUCUACUUGCUGAUAAUAGUGAUUCCAAACCAGCAAACAUAUGUUCUGACAAACCACAAAGAGACGUGAAGGAGGAGCCAAACUCCGAGCUUCAUGAUAAAAACCAGCCAGAUGGAGAUGCUGAGAAUGAAGAAGGUCCACCUUCUAAAAAAGUUCGCUCAGAGUUUACUUCAGAUGUUGGAAUUUCUUUGAUGAAAGAGAUUAGAAAUGACAGCCUUUUUCCUUUAGUCUGUGGCAAAACCCUAAGAAAAAGAUUAGUGGUAGCCCGUAUCUCUCGAUUGUUGGGCCCACAUGUCACCGCCUCUGCAAACGAAGCUGCUGUUGCUUCACUUUGCUUCGAGAAUCAGUGUUCGAGAGAAAUAUUUGAUGAUGAUGACAAUAAUAUGAACAUGAAAUCUUCUCCUGAGAUUAGCAAUCAACAGAGUUUAGCAGAUGGUGAUGAUGUAGCUGAAGACGAAAGACCAAUUCAAUCAGAAAUUCAGGAGACAUCCUCUGCCAAUAAUAUAAUACCAUUGAAUUUGCGAAUGAGAGCUGCAUCUGCUACAGCUCUUGGUGCAGCUGCUGCAAAUGCCAAGCUGUUGGCCGAUCAAGAGGAGAGAGAGAUUGCACAUUUGGUGGCUACUAUGAUUGAAUCCCAGUUGAAGAAAUUGCGGCGCAAGAUGAAGUAUUUUGAAGAAAUGGAGCUAAUUAUGGAAAAGGAGUACAGACAACUAGAGAAACUGGAAGAGUCUCUAUUAGCACAACGUAUGAGUUUCAUGCAAACGGUAGUUGAUGUUGCCAAAUCAAAGGAGCAUGACAAUGACAUAACCAAUUGUUCAAUGGAUGUUGUUCAGUGAAUUUUUCAGUCAUUUUUGUUGUUUCUGUUACUAAUAGCAGCCCUGUUGUAAACUUCCAUGGUGGUGUUAAAAUCUUUUUUUUUUUCUUCCCAUGGUGGUGUUAAAAUCAAAAUAACUGAAAUCCCUUUAUUUAGGAACUCAGGAUUGUUUGUAGUGUUCUUACAUAUUGUUAGCUCUGUUCACAGGAAGUGUGAUAGUAAUUUCAUUUUCUUUUCAAGAGUGUGAACAAUAAAUUUAGGAUGAAUGGAUCUGUGUUUGUUCGUUUGUUAUUCAUUUUUCAUGAAGUUAGAUUGAUAUUUUGACGGGUCAUGAUUUGAACAUGGUAGAAUAUUU
Messenger RNA from Striga asiatica, 2158 nucleotides. The record is from the annotation of a GenBank genome assembly. Lineage: Eukaryota; Viridiplantae; Streptophyta; Magnoliopsida; Lamiales; Orobanchaceae.